Rhagoletis zephyria (snowberry fruit fly) is the source of this 1941-nucleotide messenger RNA. Its product is annotated as gamma-glutamyltranspeptidase 1. NCBI's taxonomy places the organism in Eukaryota, Metazoa, Arthropoda, Insecta, Diptera, Tephritidae. Gene Ontology annotation, cellular component: plasma membrane. Gene Ontology annotation, biological process: glutathione catabolic process. Gene Ontology annotation, molecular function: glutathione gamma-glutamate hydrolase. The record is from RefSeq and is a predicted model, not a curated record.
UUAAGUGUCGUUCGGAGUUAGAUACAUAUACAUAUGUGUAGGAGUGCGACAUUCUAUGUUUCCCGGACGCCGUGGCGCAAUUUUGAAGCGAUUCAAACAAAAUCGCCAUUGCUGACUGAUGGAAAGGACAGAAGUGAUUGGUGCAGAAAAUACGUCAUUAUUUGGAUAAUUCUAUCUAUAGCCAUUAUUGGCAUUACACUGAGUUUGAUUUUUGGUUUGAGAAGUAAACAAUAUGAGCCAUUAAAGCUGGGUUAUGGAGCCGUGGUAUCGAAUGGUGAUGGCUGCGCUGUCAUUGGAGGGAAAAUGCUGAGCGAUGGUGGUUCCGCUGUAGACGCCGCAAUUGCUACGUUAUUGUGUGAAGGCGUUAUGCUGCCGCAUAGCAUGGGAGUGGGUGGAGGGUUUGUCGCUACAAUAUACUCCAAAGAUACCAGCAAAAUUGAGACUCUGAUAGCGCGGGAAACUGCGCCGGCUUCCUCUGUUCAGAAUAUGUUCAUUGACAAGCAGAUAACAGGGGCCAUCGCCGCUGCUGUUCCAAGUGAAAUAUACGGAUAUUGGCGUUUGCAUGAAAAAUAUGGAAAAUUGCCAUGGAAGUCCUUGUUUGAACCAACCAUUGAGCUGUGUUUCAAAGGUAUUAAAGUUUCGAAAUAUUUGGCGAACGUGCUGAACCUGUAUGCCGAUCGUAUACUCAACGAACCCUCAAUGGCUGAAAUAUUUAUUAAUCCGGAAACUAAGGAACUUUAUAAAGAAGAUGAGAUCAUGUAUCGGCGCAAAUUGGGUGAAACGCUGAAAAUCGUGGCCGAAGAGGGUCCUGAGGCUAUUUACAGAGGUGGUAUAAUAGGUAAAAAGCUCGUAGAAGAUAUACAGGAGAUGGAUGGAAUUAUAACAGAGGCAGAUUUGCAAAAUUACGAAGUACGGUGGGAAGACUCUGUGAAAGUAAAUUUCGAACAAGGUUACACCUUGUAUACCACUCCUUUGCCAACAAGUGGUGCUGUGCUAGCUUUCAUACUUAAGGUAAUGGAACCGAUGUAUGCUGAAAAUGAAACAGUAUUUUGGCAUCGGCUGGUUGAGACUUUCAAGCAUGCAUACGGCCAUCGAACUUCUCUGGGAGAUAUACACUAUGAGCCAGGUGUAGCAGAAACCUAUAAAAAUUUGCUUAGCACCAGUUUUGCGGCCGAAACCCGUAAGCUUAUCUCGGACGAUCGAACCUACACAGAUUUCGGUUAUUACGGUGCAAAUUUUACAAAUGAAAACGACAAAGGAACUGCAAAUAUUGCAGUACUAGCACCGAAUGGAGACGCAAUUGCGGUAACCAGUACAGUAAACAGCCACUUUGGCUCCAAAGUUCGAUCACGCCAAACCGGUAUAAUACUCAAUGAUGAAAUGGACGAUUUCUCUACUCCCGGAGUAAUAAAUGCUUACGGUAUUCCUUCGUCGCCAUCCAAUUAUAUCAAACCGGGGAAACGUCCGAUGAGUUCCACAUGCCCCAGCAUAGUUCUUGACCACAGUGGCAACGUAAAAUUGAUGGUUGGCGGUGCUGGAGGAUCUCGGAUCACAACUUCAGUUGCACAGACUAUACUACGAUAUUUUAUGUUGAACAAUACUAUUCAAGAAUCAAUUGACGCUGGACGUGUGCAUCACCAAUUGGCCCCUAUGCAAGUGGACGUAGAAGCCGAGGUACCAGAACACAUUAACAGCUACCUGCUGAAAGUGGGACAUGAGCUUAAUUAUUUACCUGGAGAUAAAGCCUAUUCUGCGCUUACAGCCAUUGGUCUUAAAACUAAUGAGCCCCAGCCAGCUUGUGAUCGUCGGCGAGUGGGCAGCUGGAAAGUGGUUUAUUCGGGUGUUUAAUCCUGCAAAGCAUGGAACAUGUCUUUUUGUUCAUCCCUUUGUAUAAGUAUCGCACUAAAAACUAAUAAAGUAAGUGAUAGAUGUUAAACCAGU